Molecule: messenger RNA, 294 nt
Organism: Pichia kudriavzevii
Lineage: Eukaryota; Fungi; Ascomycota; Pichiomycetes; Pichiales; Pichiaceae
Exons: 1
Coding region: 1-294 (97 amino acids)
Biological process (GO): proton motive force-driven ATP synthesis
Source: RefSeq, a predicted model, not a curated record
AUGUCUACCAUUUUCAGAAGAACAGUCACCACCUUGAUCCCUCCUAAGAUUGCCUCUCCAGCUAACUUGGGUUCAAACCCAGCUGCAAAGAGAAUGCAAAGCAUUGUUGCAUUCUACUCAAAGCUUCCAAGAGGUAACGCUACUGUCGAAACCCCAAGAACCCCAUUUGCUAUCUACAGAGAGAAAUACAGAAACAAGGGCUCUCCAGUUCUUCACUUUGCUGUUGGUUUCUUAUUGUUAGGUUACGGUCUUGAAUACUAUUUCCAUUUGUCCCAUGAAAAGGAACACCAUUGA